Chelmon rostratus (copperband butterflyfish) is the source of this 2012-nucleotide messenger RNA. Its product is annotated as CMRF35-like molecule 9. NCBI's taxonomy places the organism in Eukaryota, Metazoa, Chordata, Actinopteri, Chaetodontiformes, Chaetodontidae. The transcript is spliced from 6 exons. Bases 103 to 1056 code for a protein of 317 amino acids. The record is from RefSeq and is a predicted model, not a curated record.
UCAAAGUAUGAAAGCGUAAGAGGAAGGGGAGGUUGCAAAGACUGUGGUUGGGUUGAUCUGAUCAUUCCUGUAUGCUUGCUUCAGUGGUCUUUCGUUUUCACAAUGAUAAGAAUAUGUGCGUUCUCUUGUCUUCUUUCUGCUCUGAGUGUUGUGGAGAUGAAGCCUCUCAACAUAAAGGGACAUGUUGGGGAGACUGUGACGAUCAAAUGCUCCGACUGGGACACUUGGUUUAGUGUUAAAUCUAACGUAAAGUACUGGUGUUAUAGUCCAUGCUCGGACAACAAACACAUCAUCAUCAAAGCAGCAUUUGGAGAGACUAAACACAGGAAUCGGAUAAAGUUAGUUAACAACGGAGCAGAUGCAUUUGUGACCUUCACUAAUCUCCAAAAGUCAGACUCUGACAAAUAUUAUUGUGGAGUGGAUAAGUUUGGCUUUGAUUUAAAGACAGAGGUGAAUCUUGAAGUUACAGAAGCUGAGUCUUCCAGGCCCAAGACAACUCCAAAAGCAUUUGAUGUGAACACCUCCACGAUGUCUUCAAGCAGCUCAGAUAUUAUUACUGAUAUUUCUACGUCACACAUAAUUCAACCUACAACAACUCCUGCAUCAGAAAUAGCAAGAGCCGGAAGUGUCCCAUAUUUGAUUGUCGGUGUCUGUGUUAUAAUAACCAUACUGAUGGCCCUACUGACACUUAUGAGGAAGAUGAUGAUGAAACAGCUGAAGGAAGAAGACGCACAAGAGGAUAUUGAAUAUGAUGAAAUCAGACUUGAAGACCAACAAGGCGUGAGCCGACCUGCAGAGGUCUCUACCCUCCGCUUCUCUGCAGACCCAAACAGUCUCUACGCCAACUAUUCCUACCACCAAGACACUGAGUUAGCAGCUUCCGACUCUGUGGUCUAUUCAAAGGUAGCAUAUGCGAAGAACAGAGCCAACGGUCUCCAGUGUGACUUGGUGUACUCUGUUGCUCAACUGCCCACUGGGCAAUCCAAACCAAUUCGCUCUGAAAGCACCGAAAAUGACUCUCUCUAUUCUCUGGCUCAGUUACCACAGACAACCUGAAUGUGGCCACCGUGAUCAAAGUGGAUAUAUGGUAUUUAAAUGGAAAGGUAGAGAUGUAAUGUAAUUUAAGGAUGUAAGGAUGGCCAUUAUCGCCUGCUUGCACAGGCAACCUGCACAGAUGUUCUUCUGGUGAAUGAUUUUCAGUGAGCAUCACCAAACUGCAACUCCAGAAAUGUGCUUGAUGUUUUUACACUCUGUGCGGGUCAUUUUAUCAUUAAGUGAGGACUCAGCAUGAUGGCUUCAUAUUGAACAUAUUAAACUAUCUGAUGCCAGAUUUGAGUCCCAAAACUCUCCUGCCAAAGUAUCCAAGAGCCAGACAUGAACCUGCUUGGUUAAAAGAACAUCAACUAUUAUCAUUUCCUGCAACUGAUACCGUGUUAGCGACAGACUGAGAGUCUGGAAAAUACAAGAGAUGUUUUUUGAAAAGAAAUGCAGCUGACAUUGGACUUUUCCUUUCAGUUCUUUCUUUCUGACUGCGGGCACAUCCGAGGCAGCGCUUUCACUAUAUCUGGCCCCUCAGAGGAAGGCUUGCUUCCCUCAGGUGCCAUUAUACAGCCCACAGUUGUUCUACUUUCACAACUCACACUGGACAGCUCAAUGCUAAAUUAUUACUAUUCAAAUACUUUCAGCCCACUCGUGUUUCUCUCUUUAAUAUCAAAAACCCUCAGUUGUAUUCUAAUGUUAAUUUAUUGGUUUAUUGUUAUGAACUUGUCAGUGGACCCUUUCAUGAAUUUCAUUAUUUAUUCACAUGGUACAGAACAUUUAUUUUAGCCAGCUCCCUUUGACCACUGAAACUUUGUGGUAUGUGGUCUGUUCUUGGUUUUGCUUUGUUUGUAAACUCUUUUCUGUGUUUUCAUUUGUAUCUCUGUAUGAAACAUACAAAUAAUGUCACUGAAUAAUUAGUUCAGAGAAUUGUGAAGGUUUUUUUAUAUACAUAUAUACACGAUGAAACUUUG